This is a messenger RNA of Lineus longissimus, 1296 nucleotides long. RefSeq lists its product as uncharacterized. The coding region runs from base 252 to 887 and encodes 211 amino acids. The transcript has 4 exons. The record is from RefSeq and is a predicted model, not a curated record. NCBI's taxonomy places the organism in Eukaryota, Metazoa, Nemertea, Pilidiophora, Heteronemertea, Lineidae.
GAAACUUACUCCCGUCGUGGGCCUACUGAAAUCUACCCAUACACUGGCUUACGCAGUGGACGUUAGGCGUGAGAAACUCGAGUAGUUCUCGGGUCGCUUCGUAGAACAACGGGGGAUCCACAACAACCAACCACGGUCCUUUCAUGUCAUGAAUUAGGCCUACUGAUUUAUCAAAACACGUGCGUCAUUCGUUCGUGGCCCGGCAACUUACCGCUUGGAACGUUAAGAGCAACAGUUUAUCUCACUAGCAAAUGAUUAAGAUGUCCAAGUUUGAAGGAAACUGGGGCCCUGUCGGAGCCGACUGUGCGCCACUUCAAGAUUACCUUGUUCUUAUGGGAGUGCCUCAGCAACUCAUAGACGUCUACAGUUCGGUUGAACAAGAGAUUUCGGUCGAGGAUGAUCAGUGGACCAUCUCGAUUGCCCCGCCCGUACCAGAGGAGGCCGGAGAGGCCGGGGAAGUGGUCGCUGACAACGGUCCCGACAUGAGCGUCAAACACAACAUCAGCAUUGGCAAGAAGACAGAGGAAAAGGAACCAGGCGGAAACAUUUAUCUUGUUUCCGGCAAGUUGACAAAGGACAAGUCAAAAGAGAUAUUCACUAUGACCAGAGAAUUGAAAACGGCCGUACCGAAGGAUAAAACCAUGGAAGGUGUUGAAAGCCUAAUAGAGACGCAGGUCCACGAAAUAUUACUAAAGACGCCCCUUGUUAUGACAAUUAAAAUGGACCUGGUGAAGAAAGUGAAGGGGAAGGGCGAGAUGAGGCAGAAAGGGGUUCAGGUCUUUCAGCGGAAAGUGGAAACGCCCGAGGAUAAACUAAAAGGGGCGAUAAAAGAGAAAGCUAAGGGCACCGUUGAUAGCAAGAUAGAUGAGAAGAAAAAGAAGAAGUAGACCUUGCGACGAAACCAGCACCCGUCUUAUAGAUUAGCACUCACAACUGCGGCAGAAUAGACCCUGAUGGAACCAGUACCCGUUCAUAGAACAUUCUAACCGUUGAACCACCAAGGCUUUCAUGUUAGGGUGGAGAUUUUCUUUGUGUCUCAUGAAAUCCCAUAGAUAUGUCGCUUAGCCAUUUACUACGCUCUUUGAAGGAUCUUUUUGAUUUACCUCUACGCCAUUGUUGAAUAGAUGUAAGAGCAGCCAUUUUCGUUAUACCACCAGCAACCGCCGGACUAUGAGGCAACGGGUCCGGUAGGCAGAAGGUCAAAUUGAACCCUGCUAAUUAUUGUUCAUUGUUCAUGUAUUCUGUAUCAAGCAGACACGAUCCCUAAGACAAUAAAAAUCUGAAAGUAAUUACGAA